AUGGCAGAUUCGGCUAACACACCUGCUGUAGCCAGCACUAGCCGUCGGAAACGUGUGCUGCAGUUGCAGCCACGUUCUGAGGCCAAGCGUCUUCGAACCUCUUCACAGGAAGAUCUCAACCCUGAUCACAGACUAAACAAUCCCUCCUCAAAAAUACCCACCAAAGUAAAAGGUCAGAAAGCCCUACAUACAAACAACAAGCGUUUGGAGCGAGGCGAGAGCCCAAACUACACAAGCCUAAAAUCGCGAUCGCUGAUCGACUUGGCAACGUUGACGUCGACCGCGGCCACUUCAUCGCAUCGGGACAACAAACGUCACUCGGUCGGCUCCGGAAAAUCUCGACGAUCGUCUCGAUCGCACCCGAUCGAGCAGCCCGAAGAGGAGCCGCGAGCGAAGCGCAACAGUCUCCACAAUCACAAAAACAACGUUGCCGAUAGUUCUUCGUCUACGAGAAGCGGCACUUUGGAAAUCGAAGAGCCGGCUACGGAACAAAAUACCAGCAGCGGAAAAUUUAAGUUAAAAAGUCUGCGUAAGAGCCUAAGUGCAGGACAUUCUUCCAGAUCGGACGACCGUUCGGAAAAAUCUUCGUCGACGGGCAGACACAGCGAGCCGCACGUCAGUCUAAGUGAAAAGGACCUGCGCAGCAGCAGCAGCGGCAAACCGGGCAGGCCGAGGUCUUCGGGCGGUUUCAAGUCGCUCAAUCUCGCGAUCGGACCGUCGUCGACGGCCGGCAACAGAGAACUAGAGGCGCUCGGUGCGGGAACUUCGCGCACUAAAAACCACGCAGCCAGCGUUUCCUUUACCAGUCUAACACAGACCCACAAGUACCCUUUGCGAAGCCGCAGCAGCAGCUCGUCGAGCCGGGCAGCAGCAGCAGCAGCCGGUUCGGGCAGCUUCUCCACCGAGUUGUCGGUGACGCGUUGGUCGCGAAAGUCUUUGCCGGCCGGCGGGCGUAACAGCAGGGAAGUAGCAGCGCUGGGGGCGAGCGGCAGCAGUAGCAGCAGCAGCAGCGCGGCCGCCGCGCAUCAGCCGACCGCGUCGUCGUCGUCCGUUGUCCAUCAUCACCACCAGCACUCCGGCAAGGAGGACCCCCCCACGGACGACUCGCACCAGCAGCCCUCGCGACUCACGCGCAGCGGCGCAGUGCUGAGGCGGAGCACGCGCAACAGCAAAGGGCAUACCACCUCAACAACGGGUUCGUGCGCCAGCUCUAGCGGCGCCAGUGGCAGCGGCGGUGGAGCCAGCCAGAGCUCAUCGUCGAGAAGGGGCGCAUCGGCGGCGGCUGCAGCAGCAGCGGCAGCGCAGACCGGAGGCGGAGCAGCCCGCGGCGGCCACCAUCACCACCAGAAGGUGACCACCGGCUCCGUCGGUGCGCAGCCGUCGCACCUGCACCACGCGCAGGCGCCGCUCCCCGCGGCAGCGAACGCCGCUGCCGCCGCGGGCGCGACCAUGGCGGCGGCCGAUCGACCCGCCGACGUGCCUAACAACGGCCUCUCAGGUAAGAGUAAGGGCAAAACGACGACGACCCACAAACAAGCCACCAACAAGCAACACACAAACAACAAAGGUACCGAAGAACCGCCAUCGCCUCAAGAGGCGGCCCAAGCCACUCUGCAAACCGGGGGCGGGCCUUCAGGUCCGAAUCCCGACUCGGAGAGCGAUGACAGCGAAGUGGGAAGACUGCAGGCGCUGCUUGAGGCAAGGGGACUUCCGCCUCAUCUGUUCGGCGCCCUGGGUCCGCGUAUGCAACAUCUUUUGCACAGAAGUAUGGGCACCAACAGCUCUGUUCAAAGAGCCCAAGCACUUUUACCAGGCCUACAAGCUAGCGGAGAUGAAGGCCAACAAUUGCAGGCCGUUAUUGAAAUGUGCCAAGUUUUGGUGAUGGGCAACGAAGAAAUUUUGACCGGCUUUCCUAUUAAACAAGUAGUUCCAGCCCUCAUUACCCUUUUGGGGAUGGUCAACAAUUUUGAUAUUAUGAAUCAUGCCUGUAGGGCUCUCACCUACAUGAUGGAGGCGCUGCCGCGGUCUUCCGCGGUCGUCGUGGACGCCGUACCGGUUUUCCUGGAAAAACUGCAGGUGAUUCAGUGCAUGGACGUGGCCGAGCAGUCGCUCACUGCGCUGGACAUGCUCUCCCGUCGCCACGCCAAAGCCAUAUUGCAGGCCAGAGGCGUGUCCGCGUGCCUGAUGUAUCUGGACUUUUUCUCCAUCAACGCUCAGCGCAACGCGCUGUCCAUCACGGCCAACUGCUGCCUGAACUUGACCUUGGAGGAAUUUCAGUUUGUGCAGGAAUCUCUCGGCCUGUUGGCCAGCCGGUUGACGCAGCAAGACAGAAAGUGCGUGGAAAGUGUCUGCCUUGCGUUUUCGCGACUCGUCGAUAGUUUCCAGUUGGAACCACAACGUCUUCAAGAAAUCGCCAGCACGGAAUUGUUAACCAACUUGCAACAACUUUUGGUCGUGACGCCACCUAUCGUCAGCACCGGCACUUUUAUAACCGUGCUCAGAAUGUUGUCAGUUAUGUGUGCCAACUGCCCCGACUUGGCUCUAACACUUCUAAAACAAAACAUCGCCGAAACGUUACUUUACCUUCUAACAGGCUCUGCUGAAGUUAAUCAAGAUGACGUCGAAUUAAUACCAAGACAACCCCAAGAGCAAUUCGAGAUAACCGCGUUGAUAGGCGAGCUGAUGCCGAAACUUCCCACCGACGGUAUAUUCGCCGUCGACGCUCUACUGGAACGUCCGGCCAGCGUAGCCAAAGACCAGCCGGUCUGGCAGUGGCGCGACGAUCGCGGCCUGUGGCAUCCGUACGGGCCCGUCGACAGCAGAAUCAUCGAGGCCGCUCAUACGGUCGGCGACGAUGACGUCAGCCUAAACACUUUGGGAAGGAUAUACACCAUUGACUUGCAUACCAUGCAACAGUUAAAUGAAGAUACAGGUACCACAAGACCUGUUCAACGUCGUUUCAACCCGACGGGACCCGCUCAGAACUCGACCCCUUCGGAACCAGCUUCGUCUGGCAGCGGACGUCCGAGUUCUGCGAGCAGGGACGCGCGCGUGGCCUGCUUGAGAGAGGAACGCGGCCUAGCGGCCACUUUUAUUCGUUCUUUGUUCAGCGUGCUCUACGAAGUUUACUCGUCGAGCGCAGGACCGGCUGUGCGCUGCAAGUGCCUCAAAGCCCUACUCAGAAUGGUUUACUAUGCUUCGCCUGAACUGCUUAAGGAGGUUCUAAAGAACCAGGUUGUCAGCAGUCACAUUGCCGGUAUGAUGGCUUCCAGCGAUCUGAGAAUCGUCGUCGGCGCAUUGCAAAUGGCCGAAAUUCUAAUUACCAAAUUGCCCAAAGACUUUGGCGUUCAUUUUCGACGUGAAGGAGUCAUGCAUCAGAUCAACAGACUUGCUGAUCCAGAGGUUCCUUUGGGCGUGAGUCCCCCGAAGCAAUACUACAGCACGACCCCGAACGACUCUCAACCGGGACCUUCGCAAUCGAGCAGCAGCAACACCCUAAGCACCACCGCCAACGGUUCCACCUCCAACACUCUGACGCCAGUCUCGACCACCAUGUACACUUCCACGCCGGAAGCGGCCGCGCGUCUUCAGGACGCCGAAGCGCGUUCCCCCAGUCCUUCGCACGUCCGUCUCACCGACGUGCUGAAGCGCAAGCGCGCCGGAAAGCGCCCCAGCGGAAGCAGCCGAUCCAAAACGAGGCACGAAGACUUGCCUCUGUCGCCCUCCUUGAUGCAGGAUCUGUUCACCAAAGCUGCCUCUUUGGGCAACUCUACGCCAAGCAACACAUCAAGGCCGCGUUAUUCGGGCUCGAGCUCGAAAACUAGCUUCCUUCAAAACCUAAACCCAGCCCGCUGGGGUAGAAGCAUGAACUCGUCGCACGAUCGCAACUACAGCAAGGACUCGAUGAACAGUCUGUCGAAGUCCGCAUCGAACUCGCAUUUGACCGCCGGCAACAGAGAGAAGACGCGCACGUGGGUGCGCGAGCAGGCUUCCAAGUUCAUCGAAACGUACUCGUCCGCCGAAGACGAGCACAAUCCGGCCACGAGCGUCAUCGCCAGGCUGAAGGUCUCCAUCGAGAAGCUGCCGACUGGAAAGUGCGCGGAAGCCUUGUGCGAGCUGCGCGAAAUUUUAAUCGGUUCCGAUAUAUCGCCUUUCGAAGUCAACUACUCUGGACUUAUUAAAGCUUUGCUUUCUUUUAUGGCCGAUGUCAACGGGCCUUUCGAUAGAGACCAAAGGCUGAGAAUACUUCUAAACGUGUUUGCCGACUGCCCGCUCGAGUCGAACGUAACCCGCGUCGGGCCGCUUAACAGCGAAUGGAUGGGCGCUCUUAUCGCCAAACUGAACGGCUGCGUGUCGCAACUUGAACAGUUUCCCGUCAAGGUGCACGAUCUGCCUGCCAGUUCGGGAGCCGGAAGGGGCGGCACCAGCGCCCUCAAGUUCUUUAACACACAUCAACUUAAGUGCAAUUUGCAACGUCACCCUGACUGUUCGAAUUUGAAACAGUGGAAAGGGGGCACGGUUAAAAUCGACCCGUUGGCCUUGGUGCAAGCCAUCGAGCGUUACCUAGUGGUUCGCGGUUACGGUCGUCUGCGCGACAAGGACUGCGCAGACAGCGACGAGGGCGACUCCGACGACGACAUCGACGACACUUUGCAGGGUUGCGCGAUGUCGCAAUCCGGAGCCAAGCACAAGCUGCAAUUUCUCAUCGGCAACAACGUGUUGCCGUACAACAUGACGGUGUACCAAGCGGUGAGGCAGUUCAGCAACAACGGAAACGAUCAGAGCGAGACGGACACCGAUAACGAGACCCCGGUCGGUAACACCGGCAUUUGGGUCCAGACCCACGUUAUUCACUACAGGCCAUUGAAAGAGGAACCGGCUAGUUCUUCUCAGAAAGCGGGAAAUACUUCUGGACACUCGAGCAGGAAAGGCAAAGGGUCUUCAAGCAAGAGUACCAGCAAAAGAAAAGGAGACGAACUAUGGAAUGAAGGCGUUACUCCAGUGGUUCAAUCGCCAUUAACUCCGUAUUUGUGCACAUCGCUUCCCGACUUUGUAACGAUCCAAGACGCUUCAACCGACGUACUAUGCCUACUGCGCAUCUUGAACGCCUUAAACCUUCACUGGAACGCCCUCUACCCCGCCGUAGAGCAGCGGCCCAUUUUGCCGGCAUCUGAAUUUUUAAACGGCAAAAUAGCCGCCAAAGCCAGCAGGCAGUUGCAGGAUCCUUUGGUCAUUAUGACGGGCAAUUUGCCCAACUGGUUGCAACAGAUCGCCUCCGCGUGUCCGUUCUUGUUUCCGUUCGACACGAGACAGUUGCUGUUUUACGCCACCUCGUUCGACAGGGAUCGCGCUUUGCAGAGAUUGCUGGACAUGUCGCCGGAACUUAGUUCUUCGGAUUCGCAGGAACGGGUCACUCCGAGGUUGGACAGAAGGAAACGUACUAUAUCGCGCGAAGAUAUUCUCAAACAAGCUGAACAGGUUAUGCAAGAUUUAGCGUCUUCCAAGGCGCUGCUGGAAGUGCAAUACGAAAACGAAGUCGGUACCGGCUUGGGCCCCACAUUGGAGUUCUACGCGCUAGUUUCGCAAGAACUGCAAAAAUCCGAUUUGGAAUUGUGGUACGCGCCCAACUCCACAGCCGGCGAUUACGUGCUAAAUCCCACCGGUCUUUUCCCGGCUCCUUUGCCCAGAUCCGCAAAAGUAAGCCAGGUCAGCAAAAUCAAGAGCAAGUACAGAUUCUUGGGCAAGUUCAUGGCAAAGGCCGUUAUGGACUCGAGAAUGCUGGAUCUUCCGUUUUCCCUGAGCUUUUAUCGCUGGUUGUUAGGACAAGAGCACUGUUUAACGUUGUCAGAUUUGGCACAUGUCAGUCCAGAUAUUUACAACACUUUGAGAAAAAUGCAGGACGUUGUUAGAGAAAGAGAUGAAAUUUUAAGGAACGGUGACCUUAGUGAAGAGGAGAAGACUGAACAAUUGGAAAAAGUGACCUUUGACGGCUGUUCAAUUGAAGAUCUGGGCAUCGACUUCGUAAUACCCGGCUACAACGUGGAGCUGAUGAAGAACGGCAAAUCGACGCACGUCACGAUCCACAACCUGCAUCUGUACGUGAAACUGACGGCGCACUGGAUGCUGACGGAGGGCGUGGCCCGCCAGAUGGAGUCGCUGCGCGAAGGCUUCGAGUCGGUGUUUCCGCUGCACAACCUGAAGGUGUUCCAGCCGGAAGAGCUGGAGUCUGUUUUUUGCGGCAGCCCGAAGGACUCGAUGUACGGUUGGGACGUGAAAACUUUGAUCGAGUGCUGCCGGCCCGAUCACGGCUACAAUCAGGACUCGAAGGCCAUCAGGUUCCUCUUCGAGAUCUUGAGCGCCUACAAUAGGGAGGAGCAAAGGCUGUUCUUGCAGUUUUUGACAGGCAGUCCGAGGUUACCAGUUGGAGGUUUUAAGGCUUUGUCGCCGCCGUUAACCGUAGUGCGUAAGACGUUGGAGGGCAACUUGAACGCGGACCACUUCCUUCCCUCUGUGAUGACAUGCGUAAACUACCUUAAGUUACCAGACUACUCGACGAUCGAAGUGAUGAGAGAGAAGCUUCGGCUAGCGGCUUCAGAAGGACAGCAUUCAUUUUAUCUUUCCUAA
This is a messenger RNA of Brassicogethes aeneus, 6624 nucleotides long. NCBI's taxonomy places the organism in Eukaryota, Metazoa, Arthropoda, Insecta, Coleoptera, Nitidulidae. The record is from the annotation of a GenBank genome assembly.